This is a messenger RNA of Neltuma alba, 5512 nucleotides long. RefSeq names its product probable phosphoinositide phosphatase SAC9. Gene Ontology annotation, molecular function: protein binding; phosphatase activity. NCBI's taxonomy places the organism in Eukaryota, Viridiplantae, Streptophyta, Magnoliopsida, Fabales, Fabaceae. The record is from RefSeq and is a predicted model, not a curated record.
AAGGUUAAAAAAAAAAAAAAAAAGACACGAAUUAUUCACGUCAUGGGGAGGAGAUCAGACUCUAGUGCAGAAUCAAGCGGAGCAAUUCUAUUUGAUCUGAUCUGCUCUUCUCUUAUCUCUGUUUGAUGGUUUGAGCUUCUUCGAGUGCUAUAGAGUUCAAAGCCUUAGCUAAGCUCGCCAUCGUCAAGUGGCCGCUGCUGGAAGCCUGGAAGUUUCUUGCUUUCGUCUCCCUCACAUGUAUCACCACCGUUCUUCAUUGGCAAUUAAAAAGUGAACUUCAUCUGCGGAUGGUCUUUAAUUUUUUCGGGCUACGACUUACGACAUUGUUUAACAGAAGAGGGUAUCGUCAAUGGAUCAAUACGGUCUCUCUGGUUUAGUGCUGUACUCUUGAUCGAUACAAUUUACGGCAGGCGGUAUAGCCAUAAUUGCAGUUUCUCUUACGUGACAUCUGCAUUGAAGCUGAGCGGUGGUGUUGAUUUCGAGGCGAUGGAAUCAUUGGCUGUAGCUGGUGGUUUAAGGGACACAUCAGUUAUAGUUGUUACAUUGGAUACUGAUGAAGUGUAUAUCAUUGUCAGCCUGUCCACUAGACCUGACACACAAGUUAUAUAUGUGGAUCCAACAACUGGUGCCCUGUGCUACAAUGGGAAGUCGGGGCUUGAUGUCUUCAAAUCUGAGAAUGCAGCUUUGGAUUUUAUCACGAAUGGAUCACGUUGGUUAUGUAGAAGUAGAAUCUAUGCCAGGGCGAUCCUAGGUUAUGCUGCCUUGGGAAACUUUGGAUUGCUUCUGGUUGCUACAAGAUUAACUGCGAGCAUCCCAAAUUUGCCUGGUGGAGGUUGCGUGUAUACUGUUUCUGAAAGCCAAUGGAUCAAAAUAUCACUUCAAAAUUCUCAACCCCAAGGUAAAGGAGAGGUGAAAAACAUCCAAGAAUUAACUGAGCUUGAGAUUGAUGGGAAGCAUUACUUUUGUGACUCAAGAGAUAUAACUCGGCCUUUUCCAAGUCGCUUUCCGCUGUACAAGCCUGAUGAUGAAUUUGUUUGGAAUGGGUGGUUUUCAACACCUUUUAGGAACAUUGGACUGCCACAGCAUUGUGUCACUCUCCUGCAGGGGUUUGCGGAAUGCCGGAGUUUUGGAAGCUCUGGUCAACUCGAAGGUAUUGUUGCAUUGAUAGCUCGUCGAAGCAGACUGCAUCCUGGUACUCGUUACUUGGCAAGAGGGCUGAAUUCAUGUUUUAGUACAGGAAAUGAGGUGGAAUGUGAGCAGCUUGUAUGGGUUCCUAAACGGGCAGGUCAGAGUGUACCUUUUAACACAUAUGUCUGGCGAAGAGGAACAAUUCCUAUCUGGUGGGGUGCAGAGCUAAAACUGACCGCUGCAGAAGCUGAAAUUUAUGUUUCAAAUUGUGAUCCUUACCGAGGAACGGUGCAGUACUAUCAAAGAUUGAGCAAGAGAUAUGAUACUCGGAACCUACAUAUAGCUGCUAGUGAGAAUCCCAGGCGAAAGGCUUUGGUUCCCAUUGUAUGCAUUAACUUGCUUCGCUAUGGGGAAGGAAAGUCAGAAUCCAUUUUGGUUCAGCAUUUCGAGGAGUCUGUAAACUAUGUUAGAUCAACUGGAAAACUUCCUUAUACACGGGUUCAUUUGAUAAAUUAUGACUGGCAUGCUAGUAUAAAAUUAAAAGGUGAACAGCUGACAAUUGAAGGGUUAUGGAAACUUUUGAAAGCACCUACUGUAUCUAUUGGAAUUUCUGAAGGGGAUUAUUUGCCUUCUCGACAACGAAUUGACGAUUGCAGAGGUGAAGUCAUCUGCAAUGACAAUUUUGAUGGGGCAUUCUGUUUGAGAACACAUCAAAAUGGGGUAAUUCGUUUUAACUGUGCUGAUUCCUUGGAUAGGACCAAUGCUGCUAGUUUUUUUGGUUGUCUCCAAGUCUUUAUGGAGCAAUGUAGACGACUUGGAAUCUUACUAGAUAGUGAUCUGGCAUUUGGUUAUCAGUCAAUGAAUAAUUAUGGUGGAUAUACUUCUCCUCUGCCUCCUGGCUGGGAAAAGCGUUCUGAUGCUGUUACUGGAAAGACAUAUUAUAUUGACCAUAAUACUAGAACCACGACAUGGAUGCAUCCAUGCCCUGAUAAGCCUUGGAAGAGAUUUGACAUGACGUUUGAGGAUUUCAAGAGAUCAACAAUUCUGUCUCCAGUGUCUCAAUUAGCUGAUCUUUUCCUGCUUGCUGGGGAUAUUCACGCAACUAUUUAUACUGGGUCUAAAGCAAUGCACAGCCAAAUUCUUAGCAUAUUUAAUGAAGAUACAGGAAAGUUUAAACAGUUUUCUGCAGCACAGAAUAUGAAAAUCACUUUGCAGAGAAGAUAUAAGAAUGCUGUUGUGGAUAGUUCUCGUCAAAAGCAAUUAGAAAUGUUUCUUGGAACGAGGCUUUUCAAGCAUCUUCCAUCAAUUUCACUUCAACCUUUGCAUGUACCCUCUCGACCAUCUGGUUUCCUUCUCAAGCCUGUUGCAAACUUAUUUCCCAGUUCUGGAGGUGAAGCUAGUCUUUUGAGCUUCAAGAGCAAAGAUCUGGUCUGGAUUUGCACACAGCCUGCUGAUGUUGUUGAAGUUUUUAUCUAUCUUGGUGAGCCUUGCCAUGUUUGUCAGCUUCUUCUUACAAUAUCCCAUGGUGCAGAUGAUUCAACAUUUCCAUCAACUCUUGAUGUAAGGACAGGGCGUUAUUUGGAUGGGCUUAACCUAGUCCUCGAGGGUGCUUCUAUUCCACAGUGUGCAAAUGGGACAAAUAUAGUAAUACCCCUACCUGGGGCAAUUAGUGCAGAAGAUAUGGCUAUAACUGGGGCAGGUUCUCGCUUAAGUGCUCAAGAAAUGUUGUCCUUGUCACUGUAUGAUUUUGAGGAAGUUGAAGGAGAGCUAGACUUCCUAACUCGUGUAGUGGCGCUUACCUUUUAUCCUGCUGUUUCAGGAAGGAGUAACUUGACUCUUGGUGAGAUUGAGAUCCUUGGAGUUACACUUCCUUGGAGGGGCAUGCUUACUGAUGAAGGCCCUGGUAGAAGAUUAGUUGAGCAUGUCAAGAAGUUUCAAAAGGAGAGCAAUCCCUUUUUAUCAGGCUCAGAUAGGAAUCCAUAUAAUUCUUCAUCCCCGAAAAAGUUGUCACAACCUGUGCAAAGAAGCACUUCUGCAGAUCCUUUCAUUGACCUUCUGACUGGGGAGGACCCACUUGCACACCCACUAGCUCAACCUGGUACUGAAAAUGUUGUCCAUAAUGAAAGCGAUGCACUUGAUUUCUUGGAUCAAGCAGUUGUUGAAUAUCAGAGUGUGAAAAGUGAUAACAACAUCUCUGCAGUUAAAGAUGCAAGUUCAGAUCCCGGUGCUGAGCAAUAUCUAAGUUGCCUGAAAUCUCUUACAGGACCGAGUUUGGGGAGAAAACUAAACUUCAUAGAAGCCAUGAAACUUGAAAUUGAACGCAUGCAGCUGAACAUUUCUGCUGCUGAAAGGGAUAGAGCCCUACUGUCUGUUGGGUUGGAUCCUGCAACAAUAAAUCCAAAUACACUACUUGAUGAAGCAUACAUGGGAAGAUUAUCUAGAGCUGCAAACACUCUUGCGCUACUUGGAGAAGCUUCACUCGAAGAUAAGCUAAUUGCUUCUAUUGGUCUGGAAAGUAUUGAUGAUCAUGCUAUAGAUUUUUGGAAUAUUACCAGAAUUGGGGAAUCCUGUUUAGGUGGCAAGUGUGAGGUGCGCACUGAAUGUAAAAAAACCGAUGUUAUGUCAUCUGGUGGACAUUCAGAACCGACGUUCCUGUGUUCUCAAUGUGAAAGAAUGGUUUGCAGAGUUUGCUGCGCUGGGAGAGGGGCACUCCUGCUUGCUGGGCAUAAUUCACCAGAGAUCAUAAAUUUUAAUAACGCAUCCAGCCAGGGCGGAUCAAACUAUGGCUGCCAAGUUGACGUCCCUCUCAAUCGUGUAUUAACACUUGAUGGUACAAUUUGUAAACGAUGCUGCCAGGGUAUUGUGCUUGAUGCACUGAUGUUGGACUAUGUUAGGGUUUUGAUUAGCUUGCGAAGAGGUGCUCGUGUGGAAAAGGCAGCUUACAAUGCUUUGAAGCAAAUUAUUGGAUCAUCACCUUCAGAUUGUCUUUUGGGAAAAAAUCAGUCCAUGGACAACCAGUUUUGUGGUGAGGCCAUAAAGCAGUUGCUCGAUGGACAUGAAUCCCUUGCUGAAUUUCCAUUUGCUAGCUUUUUACACCCGGUUGAAACAGCAAUAGAUUCUGCACCUUCAUUGUCAUUGCUUGCGCCAUUUGAUUUUGGUUCUCAAUAUUGGAAAGCACCACCUAGUGCCUCGUCUGUUGAAUUUGCGAUUGUUCUUGGUGACCUUUCUGAUGUUAAUGGGGUUAUAUUAAUUGUCAGUCCAUGUGGCUACUCCUUGGUUGAUCCUCCAAUUGUGCAAAUCUGGGCAAGUAAUAAAAUACACAAGGAGGAAAGAUCGUUUAUGGGGAAAUGGGAUGUCCACUCUCUGAUCAAGAAUUCCGCAGCAUUUAGUGGGAUAGAAAAGUCAGGAAGAGAACAUAAAGUGCCUAGACAUAUAACUUUUGCUUUCAAAAAGUCAGUUCGUUGUCGAAUAAUUUGGAUAACAUUCAGCCUUCAGCAACCCGGCUCAAGUUCAUGUAAUCUUGAAAAUGAAAUUAAUCUGUUGGCUCUAGAGGAGAACCCCUUUGCCAAAGUAACUCGACGAGCCUCUUUUGGAGGAUUUGAUGGAAGUGAACCUUGCCUUCAUGCCAAGACGAUUUUAGUAGUUGGAAGCCCUGUUAGGAAGGAAUUUGAUAUUCAGUCACAGCAAAGCACUGAUCAGUUGAACCUGAGGACAUGGUUAGAGAGAUCUCCACAAUUAAAUAGAUUCAAGGUUCCAGUUGAGGCUGAGAGGUUAUUGCACAAUGAUCGUUUAGAGCUGUAUCUGUCCCCUGUUUCGCCCUUGCUUGCUGGAUUUCGCCUUGAUGCUUAUAAUGUAAUAAAGCCACGGGUUACUCAUUCACCCACUUCAAAUUCAUGGCCAAAAUUUCUGGCCCUUGUGGAUGAUAGAUACAUCUCCCCAGCUGUGUUGCAUAUACAAGUAUCUGUUCUCCAGGAUUACCAUGGUAUGGUAACCAUCGCUGAGUACCGGUUACCAGAGGCCAGGGCUGGAACACCAAUGUACUUCGAUUUCCCUAGUCACAUACAAACUCGCAGAAUUUUAUUCAAACUUGUUGGAGAUGUUGCCGCUUUUACAGAUGACCCCUCCGAACAAGAUGAUUUUGGUACUAGUUCUCCAUUGGCAGCAGGACUAUCUCUGGCCAAUAGAAUUAAAUUAUAUUACUGGGAUCCAUAUGAGCUCGGGAAAUGGGCUAGCCUCUCGGCAGUUUGAUUCCUAUGCAGCGUAGUUUUUGCUCGAAAUUAAUUGCUCGUGCAGCCAUAUUCACAAUUUGUUGUAUUAAUGAAUGUAGUUAUAUUUACUUAUGAAAUGUCGUGUUGGAAAAAUUAAUUGCUUUAUGCGUUGUCAA